Messenger RNA from Ricinus communis (castor bean), 962 nucleotides. RefSeq names its product chromatin-remodeling ATPase INO80. Gene Ontology annotation, biological process: translation. Gene Ontology annotation, molecular function: small ribosomal subunit rRNA binding; structural constituent of ribosome. The coding region runs from base 199 to 693 and encodes 164 amino acids. The record is from RefSeq and is a predicted model, not a curated record. The transcript has 3 exons. Lineage: Eukaryota; Viridiplantae; Streptophyta; Magnoliopsida; Malpighiales; Euphorbiaceae. Gene Ontology annotation, cellular component: ribosome.
GAAGUAAACGACAAGUCGUGUGCGCGUUCAACCUAAUCCAAUAACUCUCCGCCCUUUUAUUUCUAGCAACGAGAGGAGAAAGGGUUUAAGGUAUCAGAAGAACCCAUCACCGCCACUCUCACCGUUACUCUCUCUCUCGCCCUUCUUCUUGAUCAGUUAUCUAGUUCAGUUUGUGGAAGAAUAUAAAGAGUGAAAAAAAUGCCUCUCUAUGAUUGUAUGCUUCUCUUGAAGCCUCAUAUACAUAAGGAAGCGGUGAUUGAUUUGGUAGCUCGAGUAGGAAAACAUGUUCAAAGUAGAAACGGUGUUCUUACUGAUAUGAAAUCUUUUGGUACCAUUCAGUUGGGUUAUGGUAUUAAGAAGCGUGAAAACAGAUAUUUUCAGGGACAACUGAUGCAAAUGACAAUGAUGGCCACUCCCAACAUCAACAAGGAGCUGCACUACCUAAACAAGGAGGACCGCCUGCUGCGGUGGCUUCUUGUUAAACACCGAGACACAAAAUAUGGGUUGGAUUUUAUGGACGAGAAUGAUGGCAAAGGUGAGCUCAACAAACUUUCACCAUCUAAGUAUUGGGUUGACAUUGCUGGCGAUAAAGACGAAGACGAAGACGAAGACGAAGACGAAGACGAAGACGAAGACGAAAAUGAUGAUGAAUAUGACGUGGAUCAAGAGGAGAAAGAAAGAACGAUGAGUUAAUAAUGGAUUUAGAAAUUUGGAUCUUUUUUAUAAUAUGCGAAGUGGUAAAUUUGGACAAAAUCACAGUUGCCGGAAUGAGCAACUGUAGUUAUGUUCCAGUUUUGAACUUCAUUUCAGAGUUCUGCUUGCAUUUGUGCAGAAAUUAUCUUCAGGUUGAUCAGUCUCAUAAAUCUAAGUGCUUGCAUAAUGUAGUCACAUAUAUAGACAGCAAACAUUCGAUCCACCCAUGUUUUUACUCUGUCUAUGCAGUCAGAUGAUCGGUUCAAAUA